Molecule: messenger RNA, 450 nt
Organism: Dovyalis caffra
Lineage: Eukaryota; Viridiplantae; Streptophyta; Magnoliopsida; Malpighiales; Salicaceae
Source: the annotation of a GenBank genome assembly
AUGGCAGCAACAUUUGCUAGCUCAUCAGCUGUUAUAGGAUUGGGCAGUAGCUCACUUUCAUCCCCUUCUCGCAUCUCUUCACCCAAGAAAAUCUGCCUUAGCUCAGGAUUUGUGAAAUCUCCAAUUACAGCUAGAAACCCACUUAGGCUAGCAGGCACCAAUGGAGGAAAGUUCAUGUGCUUUGAGAGGGAUUGGCUGCGCACAGACCUGAAUGUGAUAGGGUUUGGAUUGAUAGGGUGGUUAGUACCGUCAAGCAUACCGGCAAUUGGUGGCAAGAGCUUGACUGGUCUCUUCUUUGAGAGCAUCGGUACUGAGCUCGCCCACUUCCCUACCCCUCCUGCUCUCACUUCUCAGUUUUGGUUAUGGUUGGUGACCUGGCACAUAGGGCUAUUCCUUUGCCUUACAUUUGGGCAAAUUGGCUUCAAGGGAAGGAGUGAGAAGUACUUCUAA